Acanthochromis polyacanthus (spiny chromis) is the source of this 5075-nucleotide messenger RNA. RefSeq names its product inositol polyphosphate-5-phosphatase D (gene inpp5d). Bases 384 to 3626 code for a protein of 1080 amino acids. The transcript is spliced from 26 exons. Gene Ontology annotation, biological process: phosphatidylinositol dephosphorylation. Gene Ontology annotation, molecular function: phosphatase activity. The record is from RefSeq and is a predicted model, not a curated record. Lineage: Eukaryota; Metazoa; Chordata; Actinopteri; Pomacentridae.
CAUAAACUGUCGUCUGAACAGCUCACAAGCAAGAGAAACUAAAGAGCUCAAUAUGUUGGUUAAUCUUUACAGUAGUCUUACAAAGAUUAAAGUCUGCAUUUCCAUUUUACAGCUGUGUGGAUCUGUCACAGAGCAGCCAAGUGGAGGCCCUCCUCUCUGUAACUUCUCAAAUGAGGAAGUUCACAGUCGAGCUAGUAGCAGCUUCCUUUUACAGCUUGUACACGCAGGGGAUGAACAAGUGAAAGAAAGGACUCAAAAGUACGCAUAGUGAGAAGAUGAAAAUAGCCACAAAGAAAAACUGAGUCUACGGAGGUUUGCUGCAAUUUCUUUUUUAAAGACCAGAUGCAAAACUCUUGAGCUCAGGCUCUUGGGUGAGAAACAGGAUGCCAGGUUAUCAGCCUUGGUACCAUGGUAAUAUAACCCGAUCCAAAGCCGAGGAUCUACUUUCCAAAGCAGCGAGAGAUGGAAGCUUCCUUAUCCGGGACAGUGAGUCCAUACAGGGAGCGUAUGCCCUCUGCGUUUUAUUCCAGAACUGUGUGUACACAUACAGAAUCCUGCCAAAUGAGGACAAGAAGCUUUCUGUCCAGGCCUCUGAAGGAGUUCCCAUUAGGUUCUUUGCGAUGCUGCCUGAGCUGGUGGAGGCGUACUACAGCCCCAACAUGGGUCUGGUCACACAUCUGCAGUACUCAGUCCAGAGGGAGGAGGAGGUAGACGAGGAGCCAGAGAGUCUUCCACCGCAACUUCCACCCAGGCACUUCCCAGCCGACGACUCCAAAGCUUCUGAACAGCCGUGCAAGUCCUUAUCAGACACCUACCUGAUGAGGCUGCAGCAUUUAGACCUAUCCACAAUACCAGAGGACCAUCAAGUCGCAAUCCAGGAAUACUUCAGGUCUUCAAUCUGCUUGGAUGCUGAACAGGCACAGAAUGGCAAUCCCAACCUGCCUGGACUCAGGAAGCUAAUGAUGACACUCUGCAAGAACCUCAACAGUGAAAUUUCCCACAUCCUGCCAGCUCUGGAAGUCUUUCACAGAGCAUUGGACCAGCAGCUCUGCACAGGGACUGGACAGUUUCCGAGACAAAUUUUUGUUGAGUCAGGUCCGUCUAUAUCAUACCGUUUAGAGCAACUAACAAAACUUCUCGACUCAAUAGAAGAGAAGGCUAAAAGUUCUGUCUUCGAGUCCGUUGGAUAUGAAGGAGGUCACAGGAAGUCUCUCAUACCACUUGUUACAUUUGAGGUCAAGCAAGAAUCUCUGGCCAUUCCCACAAAGAUGUUCCUGAAAGUAGAUGUUGAAGGAGGGAAGCUCUACUUUAAGAAGUCGAAAGAUGGGCCUGAAGACAAAUACUUUGUGCACAAUAAAAUCCUGCAGUUGGUGAAAUCCCAAAAGAAUGCCAAACUUGUCGUCGUGGUAGAAACAGAGAAAGAGAAGAUUUUGCGUAAAGAGUUUGUGUUUGAUGAUGCAAAGAAACGAGAGGGUUUCUGUCAGCUGCUUCAACAAAUGAAGAACAAACACUCAGAAAAGCCUGAACCGGACAUGAUCACAGUGUUUGUUGGCACCUGGAACAUGGGAAACGCUGGUCCUCCCCACAACAUCAACUCCUGGUUUCAGUGUAAGGGCCAAGGGAAGACACAAGAUGACACAGCAGAUCACAUCCCACAUGAUUUCUACGUCAUCGGGACUCAGGAGGAUCCUCUGGGUGAGAGGGAGUGGGCCGAAACAGUGAAAGGUGUCCUGAGGAACAUCACAAACAUUAGCUUUAAACAAGUGGCGAUUAACACGCUGUGGAAUAUUCGGAUCGUGGUUUUGGCCAAACCUGAGCAUGAAAACAGGAUCUCCCAUGUUUUCACAGACAGUGUGAAAACAGGAAUUGCCAACACUUUGGGCAACAAGGGAGCAGUGGGCAUCUCCUUCAUGUUCAAUGGUACAUCUUUUGGGUUUGUCAACAGUCACCUGACAUCUGGAAGUGAGAAAAAGCUGAGACGCAAUCAAAACUACACCAACAUCCUGCGAUUUUUGAAUCUGGGUGAUAAGAAGCUCAAUCCGUUUGACAUCACGCAUCAGUUUACUCACCUCUUCUGGCUUGGAGAUCUGAACUACCGAGUUGAAUUCCCAUCCACAGAAGCUGAGUACAUUGUGACAAAGAUCAAACAGCAGCAGUACCAGGAACUCCUCAGUAAAGACCAGCUCAGCAUGGAGAGGAAUGAGGAAAAGGUCUUCUUGCAUUUUGAUGAAGAGGAAAUCACCUUCGCACCUACAUACCGCUUUGAAAGAGACACGCGAGAGAAGUAUGCCUACACAAAGGCCAAAGCCACUGGGACAAAGUACAAUUUGCCCUCAUGGUGCGAUCGCGUCCUGCGGAAGUCAUAUCCUCUGGUUCAUGUUGUCUGCCAAGCAUACGGUUGCACAAAUGACAUCAUGACAAGUGACCACUCGCCCGUUUUUGCUUCGUUUGAAGUAGGCGUCGCCUCACAGUAUGUCUCCAAACAAGAUCCGGACAGUGCACCUCAAGGUGGAAUACAAAUCAUGAACUGUGUGGCCACGUUGUCGACAAAAUCAAAGACCAAGUUCUUCAUCGAAUUCCACUCCAGCUGCUUAGAGAAGACAGUGAAGACAUCAGAGGGAGAGAAUGUAGAGCUCUCCGCUGGCUCCAUAAAAGUUCGGUUUGGCAACCAAGUGCAGCUCACCCCCAUCAUCUCUGACCCUGAGUACCUGUUGGACCAACACAUCCUCAUCUGUGUGAAGUCCACAGACUGCGACGAGUCGUACGGAGAAGGAUGUGUGGCACUACGAGCCGCCCAGUUCUGCUACACCGAGUUUCAGAUCACACUGACGCACCACGGAGAGAAGACAGGCACUUUGACAGGCGGUAUCCAGUUACACACCUCUGAGGGGAAACCCACUGAGAAGUUAUACGAUUUCAUCAAAAUCGAGAAGGAUGACCCUGUUGCCUCAAAAUGCAAAGGUGGAGACCCCAACAAGAUGUCCGUCACCCAGGCUCAUGAUAUUUCUAACCCUAGUUACAUGGGAUUGUCGUAUAGAAGUGGGAAUGUGACCAAUAAUGGCUGGAGUUACAGCAUGCCAAAAAGGACCCUCCCCAACGUCGGAGCAGGGUGCAAAGAGUCGAAGAAGGGUGGUUACGAUGUGAGCACACGCAGUCCAACAGGGAAAAGUGCCACAGGUGAAGAUGAAAGGACAUCAGAGAUGUUUGACAAUCCGCUGUAUGGUUCAAUGGGAAAAUCCCACAGUCGGUGCAAGGACCAAGAGAAGGACCACCUCGCACCCCCAGAUGCGCUAUUUUCAUCCUCCAAAGCAGCAGAUGUAGACCCUGAUCGGCCCCCGGUACCGACCCCACGCAACCGCUCCUUCACCUGCUCUGAGAACAAACCUCAGCCUCCAGCCCCCGUCAACCAGCAUCUGUCAGCACAAAAGAAACCAGUGGUACCAUCACGCUCGGAGGGCGGGAUGGCACAAAACCGGCCUCCUCUGCCCAUUAAGUCCCGGCCAGGUGUCCCGGAGCCCCAAACCCCCAAACCCAGAGACUACAGAGAAAGCUCUGAACUCCCGAGCAAACUCAGACCGCCGUCAAGACCUGGUCAGCCACACAAAGACCGUAAAGAAACGUCUUAAUUUUAAUAUAAUACAUGUAGUGAUGCAAACUCUUUCUUUUCCUUUUGUGCAUCCAGAAGUUUCCAAGAUGGGCCGUCCUGUGAAGUGAGAUCAGGUUGCAGCGACGGUUGGCACUGACUGUACAACUUCCUGCAUUUCUGGAAAUAAAAGAAUUAGAUGAUGAAACUGAUUCCAGCUGGCAGUUGGUUGGUUUAGCUUAGCUUAGCAUCCAUAGAGUUUCCAGAGGUAACAAAAUCCAACUACCACCUGCUAAAGCUCACAAACCCUUUUCAGACAUGCACUCCUCUCCAUUAACCAGACAGUGUCUUCGUAUCUAAACAAGCGCCCUGUUCACUUCUCUGUAAAAGUUGUGUGGGGAAACCUGCUAGGUCAGAUGCAUAAAUAUUUCACUUUGAACGUGACACAAAUGUGAACUUCAUUCAGCUGCAUUAUUAGAUAGACACACUCACAAGCAGUUUACUGCUAGGUAUGCAUCAUGAUUUGAGGAAGACUUCACAUUUCAGCACCGAUAUUGGUACAAAUUUUGUAAGCAAUGACUUUAGACAAAAGUUAAGGAGGAGUUGUGAUUAUUUAUGCAUAUGGAACAACACGAGUAUCUUCAUUAACUGCUUAUUUAUGCUGCUCAUAAAGUAGCUGUUAGAUUGUUAUCACACAUGGACAGAAUUUUCAUGUUUAGGGAAUCAUAAAUACAUUAGUUAUACAGAAGUUAUUUGGACAGUUCGAUUGUCUGCAGUUAGUUUAGAUUAAAUCUUAAGUUUAUGUUCCCAUCAUUAUGCAUUGUACAUCCCUUGAUGACUGUUAGGUCUUUCAUGUAUGACAAAUAUUGUUAUGUGUCUCUCAGUCACCGUGGUGUUUGCCUUAACGAAGCUGAGGAACAUCAACGUAAAACUGAGCUAUGUUUCAUAUUUCAUGUCAGAAGAGGGCUUGACAGACACAGAGCCAGGCUUUCUUGUUUCCAGACUUCAUGCUAAGCUAAGCUAACUCUCUGCUGGCUGUGAAGAAAAACUGCUCGUCCAGCUAAGUCUGAUGACAUCAAAAACGUGAAAGGGCCUAUAUAGGGCUAACGGUUUCUCUCUGUUUCCAGCCCUCCUGCUAAGCUAAGCUAACUAUCUGUCGGCUGCAGCUCCAUAUUAAACAGACAAGGUCCUCCUCUAAUCUAACUCUUAGCAAGACAUUGUUUGAGCCUCCAUCCCAAAGUUAAGGAAUAUUCCUUUAAAGUUGCAUAAACAUUGGAGAUACAUUUUCGAGCUUCAUUUGUGCUAAACUCGCAUUAUAGCAUCAGAUUUUAAGUUGAACUUUGUUUUUAAAUAACUUAGAUUUCAUGUUGAGUUUACACUAUAAAGUGUCCAAUGAAUGUUUUACCACACAGUAUUAUCUUGCACAGACACGUUUGCCUUCAAGACGUACAAUAAAUGCUGAAUUAAAAAUAAAUCAAAUAUCAAAGCUUAA